CACACAGGUGACCCUCAUUCCUGGAAACUCACUGCCCAAACACGGAACAAUCCAGGGUUCAUUCUGCACACUGACCAUGGCUACUAUGGGGGGUGGGCAAGACGCUGUUGUGCUCUGUGUGCUGUGCAUGUUGGUGCAGAGAUGCAGGCAGGAAUGUGGCUGUGAGACAAUGGUUUUAGGUGAAAUGACAAAUUCUGUUUUCCUUCCCCAAAUUAUGCCAGCUAGAUCAUACACCUGCAGCAUGCAGACGUGUGUCACUGUUCUCAUGUAACAGAUAAAUAGACAUAAUUGUAGAGAUUUACUUAAAUGCUUCAUAGGAUCCAGACAAGACAAGCUGAUGGUUGAGGGAAGUAUUGUCACAGCAUCUCCAUCAGUAGAAAGCCACUCUGAUUUGAUCCCUGUGGCUGGAGGAAACAACAGCAGUUCAGCCACUCUGUUAUUGCAGAGGGAGGUGAUGAGUCUGCAAAACACAAUGUGCAAAACACAAUGUACAAAACAUCUGAUAAUGAGCCCAGCUCUGUCAGGAUUAAACAGGUUCAGUGCCAUAGAAGAUGCAUGAGAUCAGGAAGAAGAGCAGACUGCUUGCAUUUAACCAGAGGAAUUGGACUGAACUAACCCACAGGUUUCAAAGAAAUUCACUUCAGUGAGGCCAGCCUUGUCUUGAAUACCUGUACUACUGUACGUGACCAGUCUGUUCACUGAUAGGAGGUUAGUGAAUAAGGAGCAAUAAUUUAAGUGCGUGCAAAACAAAAAGUGCAGCAGAAAGAGCAAGCAGGAGCUAGGUGGAAACAUUUCCUUUCUCAUCCCUGCAAAUUGCACCUAACCGUUUUAUUUCCUUUUCAGUUUGCAGGCAGGUACUGUAGCAGUGACGGCAGACACCAUUCCUGCCCCCUGAGGGGCUUUUCAUGGUGUUUGAAUUUCUUGUGCAAGGCUAUUUUGCUUGCUGUCAGUGAUGUUUUCCUCCAUCAUCCUCUCUCUGAGAAGGAAACUGGAGAGAGGUGCUUGGUAGCUGGGAACACAAAGGGCGAGUAGCUACAAAGCCAGUGCUAAGUGUGCUUGUAAACACUGGAAAUCAUCUUUAAAAGCAAAUACCACUGAAAUAAGCUGACUUGCGUCAGGAGCCAUAGUUACAGAGGUGGGAAGCAGCAUGACUGCAUCAAGGGGUGUGGAUAAAUUUCAUCUUGCAGGAUGUCAUAUUUGUCUUUUCAAGAGAGGCGAUGCUUGCUUCAGCCAGCUCCUACGGAACGGGCAAUGUUCAACUUGUGUCUUCAGCUUAGCUUUGGAAAGGCUAAAUUGUUCUUUAGAGGCAUAAGUUGCUCACACACUUCACAUGGAAAGUGAGGAGUGGACUGCCACGCUCUGCGGUAGCCUCAGGUUUUGGGCAGCUCUGAAGAAGCCAGUGCAGCCCACGAGGCCUCAGCCCAGCAGGGACCUGUCUCUGGCUGCAAGUCCUCCCGAGCAUCCUCCAGUGUGGAAUGCUGCCAAGGAGUCUGGUUCUGCCCAUGAGGACACUGGGCUGUGUAAAUGGCGUGAACUGAUUCUUAAAGGCUUGGCUUUGGUAAGGUGGUAGUUAUGUGGCAAUCGGUUACAAUGCUGACACCAACACUGGUGGAUUUGAAAUGGGCUUUUCCAAAUGAUGCUACAAUCCUGCUUUCCCAGUAAGGGAAUGAAUAGAUGAUGUGGAUUUUUUUCUGUGAGAAAAGUUCAGUUCUCUUCCCCCCACACUUAGAGAGACUCAGAACAAUCAUUAUUAAGGGACUUCUUGGAGAACUCCAUUUUUUGCUUCUCAGAAGGUAAGUAAGGGGAUAUUUGAUCUAACAAGACACAUCUGUACCAGCCUGCAGGCUGAGAUACUUUCUAGCAGUUCUCCCACCAGGACUUUUUUUCCUAGAAACUCCCUUCCAUGGAAUAUUAUGCUUGUAAGUUUCUUAUUCAAAGCUGUUUCUGAUGUAAAACUAAAGCAAAUCAAGUUACACAUUAACCUCUUUCUUUUAGGGCAUGUGCACAUCACAGAUUUCAAUAUUGCCACGAUGCUAACUAAAGGAAUACAGGUCACCACCAUUGCUGGCACAAAGCCGUACAUGGCACCAGAAAUGUUUAGCUCCACAAAACCCACUGGCUAUUCCUUUGCUGUGGACUGGUGGUCACUGGGAAUCACUGCCUACGAGCUGCUCAGGACCCGGAGGCCGUAUCACAUUCGCUCCAACACUUCCACAAAUGAAAUCGCACACGUGUUCAGGACAGCAACAGUGAUGUACCCUGCUGCGUGGUCCACAGAGAUGGUAUCGCUCAUCAAGAAGUUGCUUGAGCUGAACCCCGAGAAGCGUUUUUCUCAGCUGAAAGAUGUCCAGGACUUCCCAUAUCUGUCAGAUGUGAACUGGAAUGCCGUUCUCCAGAAAAGGAUAAUACCGGAGUUCAUUCCCACGAAAGGCAGACUGAACUGUGACCCAACCUUUGAACUGGAAGAAAUGAUCCUAGAAUCCAAACCUCUUCACAAGAAGAAAAAGCGCUUGGCUAAGAAGGAGAAAGACACCAGCAAAAGCAAUUCCUCCCAGGCCUGCCAUCUUCAAAAGCACCUGGAGAUGCUCCAGCGGGACUUCAUUGUUUUCAACAGAGAAAGGCUGUCCCGGAAAAGCACCUGGGUACCAGUCAUUCGCCAGUGCCUGGUUGUUGCCUCAUCAUUUCCACUUCUGUCUGCAUGCUCUAAGCACCCACCAGCCCCGCCCUGUGAGAAGCAGGUAGAGGAACAGCGUUGGAGAGAGGGGAGAAGGAGUAGAUUGGCUGCUGCACUGCUACUUUCUUUCACCUGCUGUGCCUGGUUACCUGCAUUUAUUUGCUUAAGUCAGGCUCUUGGCAUAGUUGCAGCAUGUGUGUGCAGGGGGCUGCUAGCGUGGAGACAACCAGCUGGGAAACCGUGACCCUCUUCUGCCCAGGGAGCUGCAGAGCUGGAGUGGAAUUAGUUCACCAGCAAGUGGUUAUUUGAGUCUUCAAAGGUAGUCACUGCAGUGGGAAAACCACCUCCUUCUGCUAAGUCACAGCCUAGUCAAAUUAGUAUCGCCAUGUCCUUGCUCGCCCCUUCCUCAUCUGUCCCCGCUUUCUAGCCAUAAGACUGCCGAGUGGAGCAGCAUCUACCUUCAGCUUUAUCCCUCACAGGGAGGAAGCAGCUGCAGCAUUUUCCAUCAAUCUGUUCUUUGCCCAGUCCUAUACCCAUCAAGAGGAACUGUGCCAAGAGCUGUACCUGUCCCGCACACAGCUAUCAGUGCCUGGCUCCAGUGCAGGUAGUGGAGAGGUUCACAUACCAUAAUGUGUUUACCUGGAGCCCCAGACAAGGAAAUCAGCCCUGCUCCUUGCUAGGGACAAAUCUGUUGCUGUAUGAAUACCAUUGUACUGGCUGACCCCCAAAGAAACCAAAACCUUGAGUACUUGGAAGGUAAGAACACCACCACACCAUCUCUUUAAAAAUUCCCCAGACUUCUAAAACCAUCUCUUCUUUCCCCUCUUCUUCUGUAAACAGAGGCACGGCCUUCGCUUAAUCACUACCAGGCAAUGGGGGAAAAAAAUCUUUGUAAUUACUUGGUAGCAGAGCUUCACAAAACUUCUAAAGUAUGAACAGCCCUCCCCACCCCUGGCACAACUGCUCUGGCACAGGCCCUUAAGGAUUGCGGCAUGGUUAGCUUGUCCUGUGUGAGUUGCAGGCAUGUAAAAUAUGUAUUUCAAGGUCAACUAUUUAAGGAAGAAAAAAACCCUGUCUAUUUAUUUAUUUAGCACAGCCUAAGUUGACACUUUUUGUAAUGUUUAAAAAACAAUCAAGGGGCUUCUGCAUGCUUUGCAAAUUGUAGAAGCCUGUGAUAAACACAGCUUGAUAGAGGGAAGCAUUUAACUUGCUAGUGCCCGCAGAAAACAGCCUCCAAAACAGUUCUAGCUGGGAUGACACGAGCACUAUUCCCAGGAAGCAGGGUGUGGAGCUGCUUCUGUCACCACAAAGACAAUAGACACAGCUCUCAUUGGGUGUUAACAGCCAGUGAUGGCCAGGUCAGGCUGUAGCAACAUGACUUGCAACGUACUGUUUCACUGCCACCUUUGCUCUUGCCCCAGAAUCUAUGCCACUACCCCAACCCCUAAAGCAGCCAGCACCACUUGGUUUCCACGCGGGAGCCUGUCCCCACAAUCUUCCUCUGGCUCAAAUACCACCCAAAGCCCCUCCUGAAGCCCCACUGCCCAGCUCACCACAGCAGCCUGGGGAAGAAGAAAGCCAAACAGCAACACAAGUUGUUUGAAGGAACAACUGGGUUUUUUUAAUAAAGUGUACAAAGUAGUAAAAUGUCCACGAGGCACCAUGACAGCUGUUACAGAGACCAUCCUGGUCCCCAGGGGCCUCGUGGUGAAACACCGAUGAGCACUGGGUGGAGAUGAAGGACCUGACCAUGACCCAGACCCACUGCCCCCACCAGCUCCUGCCCGUCUCUCACUGCGUCCCUGGCCGGUCCCAACAAUUCACCUGGCCAGUUCACCCACACCGGGUCGUUCCCGCUGUCCCACACCAUGGCAUCCCACACACGUUCAACACAAAUAACACACUGAACCGAGCGACCUGUCUGAGCAGCAUGCAUACAAA
Molecule: messenger RNA, 4615 nt
Organism: Cuculus canorus (common cuckoo)
Lineage: Eukaryota; Metazoa; Chordata; Aves; Cuculiformes; Cuculidae
Gene: STK32A
Product: serine/threonine kinase 32A
Exons: 8
Coding region: 1914-2918 (334 amino acids)
Biological process (GO): regulation of signal transduction; G protein-coupled receptor signaling pathway; protein phosphorylation
Molecular function (GO): ATP binding; G protein-coupled receptor binding; G protein-coupled receptor kinase activity
Source: RefSeq, a predicted model, not a curated record